Messenger RNA from Rodentolepis nana, 510 nucleotides. Lineage: Eukaryota; Metazoa; Platyhelminthes; Cestoda; Cyclophyllidea; Hymenolepididae. The record is from the annotation of a GenBank genome assembly.
AUGUCUGUUGCAUUGAAAAGAUUGACGGCUGAAUAUAAACAAUUUUCUUGUAACCCUCCAGAGGGAAUUAUGGCUGGGCCAAUAGAUGAUUCCAAUUUCUUUGAGUGGGAAGCCCUUAUAGUUGGACCGUCCGACACACCUUAUGAAGGCGGACUUUUCUCUGCUCGUCUUUCUUACCCUCCCGAUUAUCCGCAUUCACCACCUAAAAUGCGUUUUGUGACUAAAAUUUAUCAUCCCAACAUCUAUCCUAACGGUAAUGUAUGUAUUUCCAUCCUUCAUCCUCCUGGAAAUGAUCCUCAUAUGUAUGAAGAUGCCUCCUUAAGGUGGAGUCCAGUACAAUCUACUGAGAAAGUUCUUCUUUCCGUAGUUAGCUUGCUUUCAGAACCAAAUUGUGAAAGUGCUGCUAAUGUGGAAGCUGCGAAAAUGUUUAGGGAAAAUAGAAAACAGUAUGAUGAAAUUGUUCGGAAUUGUGUGAAAGAAUCCCUCGCUGCCAAGAAGGACGACAAAUAA